Trichobilharzia regenti is the source of this 1669-nucleotide messenger RNA. NCBI's taxonomy places the organism in Eukaryota, Metazoa, Platyhelminthes, Trematoda, Strigeidida, Schistosomatidae. The record is from the annotation of a GenBank genome assembly.
UGGACAUUGGAUAUUGAGUACAUGUUUUGGAGCGAGUUUCGCCUGACUUUGACCUUGAUCGCUAGUUAUUCUAGAUUUUGGUAUCAUUAGAUAUCUCCUGUCCUGUGGUUCAUCCUUCAGUAUUUAGCUUUCGGUCCUGUUGAGACUAUUAAAGUUGUCCACUGGCUAACUGAGAUAUCUAGAUACACAUAAUUCUUAUUCAACUAUCAUUAUGUGGAAGUCAUCAAGCGGUUUACGACUGAUUUCGACCUUAAAACUGAUUCGUUGUGCCUCAACUGCUGCGGAGUCAGCUCCACGACUAAAAACGUUCUCUAUUUACAGAUGGAAUCCAGAUAAACCUGGUGAAAAGCCAACUAUGCAAAAUUAUCAAGUUGAUCUUAAUGAUUGUGGUCCUAUGGUCUUAGAUGCUUUAAUCAAGAUAAAAAAUGAACAGGAUCCAACGCUGACAUUUCGACGUUCUUGUCGUGAAGGUAUAUGCGGUUCAUGUGCAAUGAAUAUUGGUGGUCGUAAUCAUCUUGCUUGUAUCUGGGAAAUCGAUAAAGAUGUUAGUAAAACAACUAAAAUCUAUCCAUUGCCUCAUAUGUAUGUGAUUAAAGAUCUAAUACCAGAUAUGAAUAAUUUCUAUGCACAAUAUCGUUUUAUUGAACCAUAUUUAAAGAAGAAAAAUGUUACUGAAGAAGAUAUGGGCAAGAAAACGUAUUAUCAGUCAGUCGAGGAUAGAGCUAAAUUGGAUGGAUUAUAUGAAUGUAUCCUGUGUGCAUGUUGUUCAACAUCUUGUCCAUCAUAUUGGUGGAAUGGUGAUAAGUAUUUAGGUCCUGCUGUCCUACUUCAAGCAUAUAGAUGGUUGAUUGAUUCACGUGACGAUUACACGUAUGAACGUUUAGCAGAAUUUCAGAAUAAAUGGUCAUUAUAUCGUUGUCAUACUAUAAUGAAUUGUACGGAAACUUGUCCAAAAGCUUACAACUGACUAGGCGAAGUUUAGAAGUGACUACGUUGGCGAGAAUCGGAUCUGUACCUCCUGCAUGACUGACUGCCAGCGAACAUUCUACCAUUGUACAACCGAUAUAUGUGGACUGGAGUUGAGUAGUACGUCAGUACGUCUCUAACUUCCUCACUGAGAGUGAGGCGGGUUUAAAUCUCACUGGGGAUAAUGACGUUUGUAUUUUCUUUAUCUUUCCUUUUGUUGUUGUUGUUGUUGUAGGGAUUAAAUCCUGGUUUGGCUAUUGCAGAAAUCAAGAAAAUGUUAAUCUAUUUCAAUCAAUACAAGGACAAGAAACCGGAGACAAGAACUGUAUAAAAUAAAACAAAAAACAAAUUAGCAAUGGAUUAUUUAGUGUCCAUCAGUUAACUUUUGUGCUUGUUUUAAUUUACUAAUUUAAAUGCAACACACAAUUUAAAACGAUUCAUUUUUAAAAAAAUUAUCUAUAAAUCAUUUAACUUACAGAAACUCGUAUUGUGGUAUAUAUUUUCUAGUUGUUUAAACUGUCUUAUUUUUCAAACACAUUAGCUUGGCUGACAUCGAAGAAAAUUCCUCUCCCCCAAACCACUCAUUUAUAAAGUCGGGUUUCGUAUAUUCAUCUAUAAGCGACAGAUUUUCGCUUAGGGUUUAAAGAUAUUUAUAACUAACUUGAACGUGAUUUGUUUAUUGGUUGGUCAGUUAGUCCUGAGG